UCUCUCUCUCUCUCUCUCUCUCCCCUCCAUCACUUCACUUCAGUUCACCAUCGCUCACUCUCUCUCUCUCUCUCCCCCCCCUCUCUUCCCCGCCGGUUAUAAACUCUCACAUUCACUUCUUCACGGUUUCCGUUACUCCGGGAGCUCCAAAGAGAGCCGUUGGGCGCGCCGUUUCUGUAUAAACCUCGCCGACCGCUCCGAUCUCUCUCUCAGUCCUUCUUCAUCCACAGCCUCGCUCCGUCGCUCUCCUGCUUGGUUCGCUCUCCGGUGGCUCCGAGCUCCAAACAGUUGCUGCUCCCUCGCCGUCUCCACUUGAUUGCCGUGUUAGGAGGAACCGCCCGCAUUGGAUGCUACUUUUUAGCUGGCGCAAAUCGAGUGAUCGGGUUGCAGGCAUCAUUACCAGACAUUUGCGAGCAGAACAGCUUCGUCUUCGUCUAGAUCUCGGAGGCAAAGGGCUUGUCUCGACGGAGGAAAGGAACCGGAAGUAGCGAAAACAGCUCGUUUUUGCUUCUGACUAUGGAGAGAAUGAAACCUCUUCGGGUUUUCUACACAAUGUUGUUUGUUGGUCUAAUUGUACAAGGAAAUGCAGAGCCGGUGGAGGAUAAGCAAGCUUUGCUUGAUUUUGCGAAUGGCCUCCGCCACUCUCGUUAUCUCAACUGGAGUGAGGACACACCAGUGUGCAACCACUGGACUGGAGUUACUUGCAGUGCAGAUAAGUCUCGCAUAGUAGCUGUUCGAUUGCCCGGUGUUGGAUUUCACGGCCCGAUUCCGCCCAAUACCCUUGGUCGUCUAUCAGAUCUACAGAUCCUCAGCCUCCGUUCCAAUGGAAUUAGUGGGGGUUUUCCUGCUGAUUUCGCCAAUCUGAAAAAUUUGUCUUAUCUCUAUCUUCAGUUCAACAAUUUCUCUGGGCCUUUGCCUCAGGAUUUCUCCAUUUGGGAGAAUUUGACCAUAAUCAAUUUAUCAAACAAUGCCUUCAAUGGAAGCAUCCCUUCUUCACUUUCAAAUUUGACUCAGUUAGGUGGUUUGAAUCUUGCAAACAAUUCCCUCUCUGGUGAGAUCCCUGAUCUUAAGUUACCCCAUUUGCAGCUGAUCAAUUUGUCUAACAACAACCUCAAUGGCAGCAUUCCUGAAUCCUUGCAAAGGUUUCCAGAUUCAGUUUUUGCUGGCAACAACAUCUCAUUUCAAAACUUUACUUCCUCCCUUUCUCCUUCCCUGUCUCCUGCUUCUGGAACACAUUCAAGAUCCAAGAAUGGGAGGCUUAAUGAGACGGCAUUGCUGGGGAUUAUAGUUGCAGCUUGCAUCUUGGGUCUCGCUGGAGUUGCUUUUCUGAUACUAAUUUGCUGCUCAAGAAAGAAACACAAGGAUGGGUUUUCUGGGAAGUUGCAGAAGGCCAAGAUGUCACCAGAAAAGGAGAUUUCUCGGAGUGAAGAGGCAAACAAUAGAUUGGUAUUCUUCGAGGGGUGCAACUACGCGUUUGAUUUGGAGGAUUUGUUGAGAGCUUCUGCUGAAGUUCUUGGAAAGGGAACUUUUGGUAUAUCUUACAAGGCAAUCUUAGAGGAUGCCACCACUGUGGUGGUCAAAAGGUUGAGGGAGGUUGGGGCCGGGAAGCGAGAUUUUGAGCAGCAGAUGGAGAUUGUUGGCAAUAUUAGGCAUGAGAAUGUCGUUGAGUUGAAGGCUUAUUACUACUCCAAAGAUGAGAAGCUAAUGGUAUAUGAAUACUACAGCCAAGGAAGCGUCUCUGCUCUGUUGCAUGGAAAUAGAGGGGAGGAUCGGGUCCCUUUGGACUGGGACUCUCGAAUGAGAAUAGCAAUCGGUGCAGCCAGAGGCAUUGCCCGCAUCCAUCUUGAGAACAGUGGGAAGCUCGUCCAUGGUAACAUCAAAUCUUCAAACAUCUUCCUCAACUCGCAGAGUUAUGGUUCUGUGUCUGACCUCGGGCUCGCAUCAGUCAUGAGCUCUCUGGCCCCACCUAUCUCCCGAGCCGCUGGAUACAGAGCGCCUGAGGUGACGGACACCAGAAAAGCAGGACAGCCCUCUGAUGUUUUCAGUUUCGGGGUUGUCAUGCUCGAGCUUUUAACGGGCAAGUCCCCAGUGUACGCGACCAAUGGCGACGAGAUGGUCCACUUGGUGAGGUGGGUCCAUUCGGUGGUCCGAGAAGAGUGGACUGCUGAAGUGUUCGAUGUGGAGUUAAUGAGGUACCCAAACAUAGAGGAGGAGCUGGUGGAGAUGUUGCAGAUCGCGAUGUCUUGUGUGGUGAGGAUGCCCGAUCAGCGGCCGAAAAUGCAGGAAGUCGUGAAGAUGAUUGAGAACGUUCGAUCAGUCGAAUCAGAUAAUAGUAGGCCCUUCUCUGGGAACAAAUCACCCGUGGUGAGAUCAGAGCCAUCCGUCUGACAAUUAUCGUGAUCUCGUUCUCUCUUAGACCCCUCACAUCUUGGUGCUUGCUGGUGUUAUUUGGUUCCUCGUUCUGUUCAACUUUAUUUAUGCGAAAUCCAAAUGAAUCAGUGCUGUUCUUCUUUUGUUCUUUCUUAGUUUUAUCUCAUGGUAGAUAGGGGUCCGGUCGGGCCUAUGCAUUUACGGCCUUAAGUUAGUGAAUAUCUAUCCUGUAAUUUUGAGUCUUUUCUUCCCCACACUCAAUCAUGAAUGGAAUCAUGUCAUUAACAUUGAGCU
Punica granatum (pomegranate) is the source of this 2664-nucleotide messenger RNA. NCBI's taxonomy places the organism in Eukaryota, Viridiplantae, Streptophyta, Magnoliopsida, Myrtales, Lythraceae. The record is from RefSeq and is a predicted model, not a curated record.